UUUACACAGUGUCUCUGAGCUGGGAAGAGGGACUCUGACUGAUACAGAAAUGAAAUUGCUGUCGAAGUUGCUUCUUUUUGGCUCGUGUUUUCUGUCUGUUUUUUGUUCGUGGCCGAUUCCCAGAUUAACGUUGCGACAAGAAAAUACACGUCCGCAGAUAAUCUAUAGCAAAAAUGUAAGCUUUACAGUCUUCUACCUUCGAAAGGGAUCCGAGAACCUGCUCUUGGGGAAACUAAAUGAAGUGCUAGAGGUGAACGAUGAUGGUGUAGUGGAGACCUUCACCCUGACAGAUAAGAGCAGUGAUUCUUGUCAUGGGAGCUCUUGUGACAAUGACAUAACUAUAAUUGAAGAACUACGGGGUUGGCUUUUUGUUUGUGGGACAAAUGGAAAACAAUCACAGUGCUGGAUGCUGGAUCCCAGAAAAAACAAUCACUCUACUGUGGUUGUGGAAAGUAUUGAUGGCAGUGGCAUCUCACCUUACACAUAUUCACAAAACUCUCUGUCUCUUGUUGUAGAUGGAGACCUUUAUGCUGCAGCUCCACUAUACUCAGAUGGAACGUCACUACAGUUUCGGAGGCAAGCUGGCACCCAAAAUGUAUGGAUGUAUGAUCCAUGGAUUACAGAACCAACAUUUAUCUCAGCUUUUGUGGCCAGCAGACCUGAGGACCAAAUGAAUGAGAAAAUUUAUAUUUUCUUUCGAGAGAAAAACUCAGACACCAGUCCAGAAGCUGACCCCUGGAUCUCACGAGUGGCCAGAGUAUGCAAGGUUGACAAAGGUGGGCCCAAGAGAUUUUUCCAAAACAUUUGGACAUCUUUCCUGAAGGCACGCUUUGUAUGUGCGAUUCCUGGAGAGUCGCUGUACUUUAACCGUUUGCAAGACAUCUUUGUGCUACACUCUGACGACUGGAAGGAAUCGCGGGUUUAUGCUCUUUUCUCAAGCAGCUGGAAUGCUACGGCUAUUUGUAUAUUCUCCUUAGCUGAGCUUGAUGACGUUUUUGGGAAUUCCAGCUUCAAAGGAUACAAUGGAGAUAUUCCCAACCCAAGGCCAGGAACUUGUGUGAGGGACAGUAGGUCUCUGCCCAUUCACACUAUGAAUAUUGUUAGAAACUAUCCAGAGAUGAGUGACUGGGUCCAUCCUAUCCAGAAACAUGCUCCUUUCUACAUCAGCAAUAACAAUUACACCAAAAUCACAGUGGAUAGAGUGAAUGCUUCGAAUGAAAAAGUGUACAAUGUGUUGUUGCUAGCCACAGACACUGGAAUGAUCCAUAAGAUACUGGAACAUGAUUCCAAAGCCUUUAUAAUUUCUGAGACAAGUCUUUCCAAUGGCUCUGCUCCUGUUCUAUCUAUGAAACUACACUCUGAAAAGAAAAAGUUGUUUGUUGGAUAUCCUGGGCAAAUGUCCGUCUUAGACUUGCAGAGGUGCCAAGACUAUAAUACAUCCUGUGAAGACUGUGUUCUUGCCAGGGACCCAUACUGUGCUUGGACUGAAAAUGGCUGCACCUCACAAAUUAAAGGGGGAAUUCAAAAUAUUGCCACUGGCGAACCGCACAUAUGUUCUAAUAAUUCAGAUACAAAAAGACGCAAGCGGGAUGUGCCAUCUUCAUUUCCAACCCCUCCAAUAGUCUACACUGUGCCCAAGGGUUUCCCUUUUUACCUUUCCUGCCCAAUUGACUCCCACCAUGCCACCUACAGCUGGGAGCACAAAGGUGAAAGCGAACCAUGCCAGAGGACUCAGUCUGAUUGCCUCUAUCUAAUACCAGCUGUCAGUACACAUGACUAUGGAAUUUACAACUGUAUGUCAAGUGAGCGUAACUACAACAAAAUAGUUAAAGCAUAUCAACUACAUGGUCCCUCUGAGCCAGGGAUCCGAAACAGAGCCUACAAACUCACAGCUCAGAAAGAAUGCCUGCUGGCUGUAUUCACUGCACUUCUUUUCAGUGUACAGUCAUCUGUUUAAUGUAUGUCUAUUUUUUUGUCUUUAAGUUUCUUUCCCUCUUUUUAGUCAUGCAGUUCAUCAAAGGUUGGAAGUGGGUGUGCAUGAAAUGCACAUAAAAAGAAUGGAAACCAGACAAAAGUAUGCAUCAGUGGGUGUGAUGGGUCAGGGAAAUACAAAUCAAAUGAGUUUCCUUCCGUGAUAGCUGGGUCAUCCUGUAUUAAGGCUAGUCAUCGAGCCAUGUGUGGGAGAGGAUCUGAGGUUCUGUGGCAGACCCACUCCUUAUAUAGAUAUGAAGGGCUCAUUCUAAGCUUAUGAAAACCAAAAUGAUUCAUAGUUGCAGGCGAUUACCGGGUACAUACGAAGGAAAACAUAACUGUUGACACUGUAUUCCAUUUCUGCUAAUAGAGCCCCUUAAAUCCUACAUAAUGCACAUUUAAAAUGUUAGUCAUUCAAAAUACUGUAUUUAAUUGUAUGUGUUAAUUAAUUUAUUAUAUUUUUAAAUUUAUUUUAAAUAUUUGAUUAAUCUGGGGGAGGGGGAAGAUGAGUGACAGGAAACACCCCAAAACACUGAAGCUAUUAUUAUUAUCAAUAAUUAUGGUAAUAAUUGUCAGAAAAGUGGUUGAGUGGAAAAUGCAAAAGAGUGUUUAUUAUAAAAAUAAUUAUCAGCAAGCAUACAGUUCAAAUCAGCAGAAAUCAUGAACAAUUGACAGGUCAAGUAAGGUACAAACAGACUAUACUAGGCAAAACAAAAACGGAAUCCAAAAAACACAGAGCAUAAGUCAAGAAUCAGGAUGGCAAUACGGUAACAUGGCUCAGUAAUGGUGACAGUCAAUGCAAUACUUCGCACCUUGUGUGAGUUCUCAGAGUCUUUAUAUGCAUGUGCACUUUAAUCUGGGACAGGUGCAAGUACUUAGUCUUUGUGGCACGUGCUGCUCCUACCACGCAUAAGUGGAAAUUGGAUGCAUGCGUGAAUGUGCAUGGAUGUGAUAGAACCCCCCCAAAGAGUUCCUCCAGGAGCUAAAACCCCUCUUGGAUGGCCCCGGGGAUGAGGACCUGGUGCCAGACACCGUGCCAUCGGCGUUCCACUCUGGUUCGGGAGGAAUGUGGCACUGGAAUAAGGGUCUAGGCAGGGAUUUGGGCUUGGGUUGGGCCUUCAAUAAGGGCAAGGACACAAAUGGAGGCUUGGGUUCUGGUCGAGGCAUGGGCUUUGGACAGGGUAUUGACAUGCACUCAGGCUCUCGACAGGACUUGGGCUCUGGACUGGACAUGGGCUCGGGCUGUAGACAGGACUUAGGCUCUGGACAGGACAUGGCAAGGGCUUGGGUUCUGGACAGGACCUGGGCUUGGGCUCUUGACAGCACUUGGGCUCCAGACUCUGCUGGACUUGGGCAUAGACAUAAGCUUGAGCAUGGGCAUGGAUGCAGGUGUUGGCAUGGGCAUGGACUCUGAAACAGGCAUCAGCUUUGUUUGAGCAAUAUUCUCGUCCUUGCUGAGGCCCGGUGGCAGGACGAUGAUGUCCUCGAUGCCCGGUGGUGGAGCGAUGAUGUCCUCGAAGCCAGGCGGCAGAGUGACGACAUCCUUGUUCUUGCUGAAAUCUGGAGCUGAGGCCACCUUCUCAGUCUCUGGCACUGGCUCUGGAAUGGGCAGUGGACCUGAGGCCGCCCUGUCUGCCUCUGACACUGGCAGUGGAUCAGACAGUGGAGCAGAGGCGCUGACUCUGGAGCUGAGGCCGCCCCUGUUGGCCUCUGGCGCUGACUCUGAAGUGGAGACCUCUUCUUCUGCCUUGGCCUCUGGAGGGAGCUCUGGAGUGAAGGCCUCCUCCACUGCUGCUGCGUCAGCCUCUGUAGGGAGCUCUGAAUGCGUAUGGAUAUGCCAGUAGUGUUGUGAAAAAAAUGUAACUAAAAAAUUUGGGGGUUUUGCAAAGAAGAACAAUCAUAGACAAUGCUAGAGUAAAGCUAAACAAUCUGGUUUGUUGAGGGAUUUUAAAGGUCAUAGGCAACGGUUUUCAAUUUAUGCACAUUUGAAACUUUAUAUGUGUCAUGAUCCGCCCCGGACUUCCACUCUGGAGAUUUACUAUCUCCCAGUUCAGUGCAAUCCGGAUCCGGGACGAUACUUCCAUCUUGCCGGCAUUCAUUUCCUGGUCUGCUCUGCUGUGUAUAAAUAGGCCAUUCUCAGAGGGGGACUUUGCCAGAACAUCUUGUCUGUUUCUCAUGUCGUCUAUGUGCCAUUUUUUUGCUUCCUGAUUUUUGCUCUCUGUUUUGCCUAGUCUUAGCCACAGUUUUUUGUACUCAUGUUUUGUCACUUUUUUUCCCUUGUUUUUUGCACUAUCGUUGUUGUCUGAACUAUUUUUCAUAUUAGCACUUUGUCUACCUCAUUGCUGUCUGGAUUAUUUUUGCUAUUUUUGUUUGACUUUUUUUUUUUUGGACUUUAUUUAAAUUUUUUUUUAUUCAUUGGACUUUCUGGUUUGUGUUCUGCUAUUGGAUCCUAACUCACCACAUCGCGCCACCCUUAACAAUAUGUUAAAAAAACCAAUGUAAUUUUCUUCUGGUCCCAAGAAAUAUUGUUAAGUAAUAAUUAAAAUAAGUUACCGCGGAUCGUGGCGAAUUUCUGUUUGGCUAUUUUCGUGACCACUUGGCGCGUGACAUCAUUCAAGUCAAACAAACCGCUUGAGUUGAGUCCACUUCUGUUUACUUACAUUGCCUUAGGCUUGAUUGCAGACGUGCAUUCAGGAAUUUCCAAAGAGAAACCAUGCCUUAUUGUUGUGCAGUGACCGAUUCAGGAAGAAGUUUUUACCUUUUACCGAGAGAGGAGAAGAGGUGGAGUGAGUGAGUUGGCUUUUCCCAAAAGAGUAGACGAGGUGGAGAGAGUGGAUUGUGCGCGUGAAACAAAAUCAAGCAGUCAAAGAAUAAACGGACUAGCAACGCUCAAGCAAAAAGGAGAAGAUUGGAGGUAAACCUUUUUUACCUUUGCUUGCAAUUGACAAGUCAAGAAUCCUGAGGGAUCCUGUACAAUCAUUGUGGAAAUGAGACAAAGGGAUAUUUCCUCACUUAGAGUCGGCUAUAAAUAGUAUAAUGCUGCGGAUGGCAGGCUAAUGUGGCCUACCGGCACACUGUCCAGUAAUCGUUACCUAUAUCCACUAGGGAGGGCGGUUUAAUUAUUCUUCAAAAGGGCUCUUAUUUAGUAUUACGACGAAAGUAGGAAUUUAUCAUAAUUACCAGGAUAAAUUGCUUGGGCGCGAGUCUUGUUGAGGUCCGGCGUCACCGUGAUCAGAGUCGGCCAAGUUGCUGUCCGAUUCCGAGGCUGCACGGUCAAACCAGUGAGCCACAUUCACCGAUUGCUUCGCAACGGCCAUAGGUUCAUACAUGUAUGGUUUCACCUCUCGAUAUUCAAUUUGGAGAGUUCCUAUUUCAAAAUUGCUAUCACUUUCAGACAUUUUACACAACCUCUCACGAACAAAGUCUGUACACGUGUGCUCGGUUCGCACGUAAACACUGAACUGCUCCCAGUCUGUUUGCCUUAAAUGACGUCACGAGGAUGGUCCCCUGGCGGUGAAAGUGCGCAUAAGUGAGAUGUAAACAAACCUUCGGAAAUUGGGCAAAACAGUAUAUUUCAACCGUUUUAUUCAAUUUUAGGGUGCAAAUUAGACACUAGGAAGAUUGAAUUCGCUUUUUGGGUCGUUCUUCUAGACAAUAAAGUUGAUAUUCUAUGUUUCACCUCCGACCAUUGCCUAUGACCUUUAAAUCGCAAUUGCUGAGUGCAUGGAGUAGGACAAACACAGUAGAGUAUAGGCUCAGUGUAGCUUUAUUAUAUAUUGUAUUGAAUUUAUUGACAUAAUUGGCAGAAUAGUCAAAAAUACAUAUCAGAAGGUUAUUGCAGGUUAGACUUAGAAAGCUUUACAUCUGUUCCAACAUGACAAACCACAAUAGGGUAGUUCUUGGGUAAUGGAAUUACAUUCACAGCAAAAUGUGGUUUUUUUUGUUGUUGUUGUUGCAGUAUUCAAGAUAAUGGUAUUAAAAAAAUUCACACUGUAUGGGGUAUCUUUUUUGACUGUAAAAAAAAAAGCAAAGACAUAACUCUGAACACACAAUUUUCAUGAGGAAAGAAAAGUCAGUAAUGGAAUUAUGUCAGAAAAAACUGAACUUUCAUUUCUUAAAAUUCAAACUAAGAUUUCUCUGAAACGACAUUGCUAUAAUUGGGGUGAUUGAUUUUUAAAUAUGGUUUUCAGUACAUUUUGCCUUGGAUUCCAUACUUUAGCAAGAUCACUGAGCUGACAAGUUAAGGCAAUCUUAAUAAUUUCAUAAUUUUGGCCACUCUUCUGAAGAAUUGCCCAGUACUAAGGUUCCUGCAAUUUAUACUUUGUCUCUACAGUAUGUGCUGGAUUUUGUAGAUAUUUAAUAUCUCAUGUUGAACACUAAUGCUUUGCACUAAACUGAAAUGACAAUGACCUGAACUUCUUGUGCCCCGUGGGACACCAGUAGGAUUUUUGGGUCCUAUAACACUGGAAUGCACUUUUAUUUAGUCCCUUGGAUGGUUUCUCGUCUCCUGAACAGUUUGCAAUUCCUUGAUUCCUCUUCACACUGUAGUGUAAGCAGUGUAGCAGGGGUGGGGUGGGGUUACACUUCCUUCCACUGGAUAUAAGAAUUUGAAUGUUAGAUAUGCAUGUGAUGUGAUGCGAUGUGAUUUGGGGUGUAACUGAUGAGAGGUAAUAUGCUAUAAUGAGUAAACUAUGUGGCAGGCCUGAUGUAAUUGAGCAGUCUAUAAAAUCAGUUAGGGCCAAAUUCAGAAGAACUGCAUGAUUUAUCUUUGCCAGGACAGAAAGUAGGUCCCACCCAUCUGGGAAUACACUCAGCGGCUCUGUUGACAGAAUGGUAAAGGAUAGGGUGUGGUGGCAAGAAUAUAAUUAUUCAGUUUCAAUUUUACUGUAGUAGCCCCACUGAGAGUACACCAGGACUGUACAUAUUAGCAAUAAUCAACUGGGGACUGAAUAAUGCUUAUGAGUUUUGGUUUUCCAGUGUAAAAGACAGAAUAUUUAUUUAUUUUAUUUAUUUUCCAAAGGUGUGUUACAGCUUAUUACAACUAUUUAUC
Messenger RNA from Neoarius graeffei (lesser salmon catfish), 7021 nucleotides. It is a transcript of the gene sema7a, whose product is annotated as semaphorin 7A. The record is from RefSeq and is a predicted model, not a curated record. The transcript has 14 exons. NCBI's taxonomy places the organism in Eukaryota, Metazoa, Chordata, Actinopteri, Siluriformes, Ariidae. Gene Ontology annotation, molecular function: integrin binding; chemorepellent activity; semaphorin receptor binding. Bases 50 to 1957 code for a protein of 635 amino acids. Gene Ontology annotation, biological process: positive regulation of macrophage cytokine production; semaphorin-plexin signaling pathway; neural crest cell migration.